UCUGCCACCCUCCCAAUGCCCAGGACUGGUUGCAACAUCACGGUCCCAUUUAAGAACAUGUUCCUGCAGACCACUGCUUUUUCCUUUCAGGUGAACAACCUCUGUUUUACUAUCAAAGGGAUGGACACCAUCGUCUCCAAAAUGACAGAAAACAUACUGUCUGAGGCCCCUGCUGGAGACUUUCCAGGGCCGUGGUUUGGCAAGUUGAUCAUCUCCAGCCAGCGCUCUGAAGGCCACCCCAAGCCCUGCUCAUGGGUCUAUUACCUGAAGGGGGUCCGCUUUGAGUCGUCUUAGAAAGAGACAUGUACACUAACAAAAGGAUGCACACACAGAUGUCAGAAUGAAUGCAAAUAGGCCACCCCGUGGACUCAGUUCUUUACUGUGUAUGUUUUGUGAAGCUUCAUGUGUUGUCAUUUAGUCAGUGUCUGAACAAUGUUAAUGCCAAAAAUUUCACUGUGUGUAUUUAUGUGGUUUAAAUAAUUAGUGCCUUCAUGAAUUAAUAAUUUGAAUAAAUCCUGCAGAGAAAACCUG
This is a messenger RNA of Monopterus albus (swamp eel), 531 nucleotides long. Its product is annotated as hydrocephalus-inducing protein-like. The record is from RefSeq and is a predicted model, not a curated record. The transcript is spliced from 2 exons. Lineage: Eukaryota; Metazoa; Chordata; Actinopteri; Synbranchiformes; Synbranchidae. Bases 16 to 294 code for a protein of 92 amino acids.